AUAGACAUCCGGAACGAGUACACUUCCUUUUCUGUUAUCCCAUUACAGACGGUUUGGUGCAACAAUUUUUGGUCGUGUCAAUCCUGACUCAUCCAACACUCAACCGUCAAUUAGUGAAUUAAAAUGCCUCCUAAAUUUGAUCCAGGAGCUACAUUUACAGUUUAUUGCAGAGCUGUUGGUGGUGAAGUUCCAGCAACCUCUUCACUUGCUCCAAAGAUUGGUCCCCUUGGUCUGUCUCCCAAAAAAGUCGGUGAUGACAUCCAAAAGGGUACAGCUGAUUGGAAAGGUCUUAAGAUAACUGUUAAACUUGUAGUCCAAAACAGACAGGCUAAAGUUGAAGUUGUGCCCAGUGCUGCUGCGUUGAUCAUAAGAGCUUUGAAAGAACCACCCCGUGACAGAAAGAAGGUUAAACAUGUCAAACACAGUGGUAAUUUGACAAUGGAUGACAUUAUUAAGAUUGCUAAACAAAUGCGAUCACGUAGUAUGGCAAAGGCAUUGGUUGGAACUGUCAAAGAAGUCCUUGGUACUGCCCAAUCUAUUGGAUGCACAAUUGACAAGUUGCCCCCACACUCUGUCAUUGAGAAAAUCAACAGUGGUGAAAUAGAAGUUCCAGAUGAAUAAAUGUUAAUGUGAAAGAAAACACA
Biomphalaria glabrata is the source of this 644-nucleotide messenger RNA. Its product is annotated as 60S ribosomal protein L12-like. Gene Ontology annotation, biological process: translation. The record is from RefSeq and is a predicted model, not a curated record. The transcript is spliced from 5 exons. Bases 124 to 621 code for a protein of 165 amino acids. NCBI's taxonomy places the organism in Eukaryota, Metazoa, Mollusca, Gastropoda, Planorbidae. Gene Ontology annotation, cellular component: ribosome; cytosolic large ribosomal subunit. Gene Ontology annotation, molecular function: structural constituent of ribosome; large ribosomal subunit rRNA binding.